Molecule: messenger RNA, 444 nt
Organism: Geodia barretti
Lineage: Eukaryota; Metazoa; Porifera; Demospongiae; Tetractinellida; Geodiidae
Source: the annotation of a GenBank genome assembly
UUGGGUGACCUCUACCAGGAGAUCCUCCUGGAGCAUAACCGCCGGCCGCGAAAUUUCCGCACCGUGGACGGAGCGACACACCAGGCCGAAGGUUUCAACCCGUUGUGCGGCGACCAGAUUACGCUGCAACUCAAGGUGGUCGCAGGCACUGGAGUGGUGUCGGACGUGGGGUUUCAGGGGCACGGCUGCGCCAUCAGUCGGGCAUCUGCGUCGCUGCUGACUCAAGCCGUCAAGGGCGUGGCCGAGUCCGAGAUUGAGGCCCUUUUCGAAGAGUUUCACCGGAUGAUGACCGAACCGGACGCCGAAUUGAACCUGGACCUGCUGGGCGACCUGGAAAUGCUGUCAGGAGUGAUUGCCUACCCGACGCGCAUCAAGUGCGCCAUCCUGGCCUGGCAUACGUUGAAGGCCGCUCUGUACGGCGAAGCCAUCGCUACCACGGAAUAG